This is a messenger RNA of Carlito syrichta (Philippine tarsier), 1625 nucleotides long. RefSeq names its product glyceraldehyde-3-phosphate dehydrogenase, spermatogenic (gene GAPDHS). The record is from RefSeq and is a predicted model, not a curated record. Gene Ontology annotation, molecular function: oxidoreductase activity, acting on the aldehyde or oxo group of donors, NAD or NADP as acceptor; NAD binding; NADP binding. The transcript has 12 exons. Lineage: Eukaryota; Metazoa; Chordata; Mammalia; Primates; Tarsiidae. Gene Ontology annotation, biological process: glucose metabolic process. The coding region runs from base 1 to 1491 and encodes 496 amino acids.
AUGAGUCUGAGUCGGAAUGGGACGCAGUGUCUCCUGAAAAGCCGGUUGAGGCAGCCAGGGGGAGGGGCCGAUGACUUGGGACAGCAAGAGACUACAAGGCUUCCUGGAAGAUGCACCGAGCUUGAGAGGGGUGGGACUGAUGAAGGCGUGACUGAGAAACGAAGGACCUUCAGACGAGGCGCCCAGAAGGGCCUCGUAACGGUGGCGUCCGACGGAAACCCAAGUGGCAGCCACGGGAAGCCCUGGGUGGGGCGUUCCAGGCCUGAGCCAGCCGCGAGGGUGACUCCGGAGGCGAGAGUUGGCCACGGCAGGAGUGUGGAGCGAGGCGCGAGAGAAACGGGCUUCGCGGGCGCAAAGGCGGAUUCCGUGCCGGAGGCCGUGACAAGACCACCACCCCCACCUGAUCCCAAGGUUGAGGUAGAGCCAGUCGAGGAGGAAGAAAAGCCACCACCUACCCCUCCUCCUCCUAAGAAAUCUAUGGCUCGGGAAUUGACAGUUGGAAUCAAUGGAUUUGGACGCAUUGGUCGCCUGGUGUUGCGCGCCUGCAUGGAGAAGGGCGUUAAGGUGGUGGCAGUGAAUGACCCGUUCAUUGACCCAGAAUACAUGGUGUACAUGUUUAAGUAUGACUCCACCCAUGGCCGAUACAAGGGGAGUGUGGAAUACAAGAAUGGACAGCUGGUUGUGGACAACCAUGAGAUCACUGUCUACCAGUGCCAGGAACCCAAGCAAAUCCCCUGGAAGGCUGUUGGGAGCCCCUACGUGGUGGAGUCCACAGGCGUGUACCUCUCCCUAGAGGCAGCUUCCGCACACAUCUCAGCAGGUGCCCAGCGUGUGGUCAUCUGUGCACCCUCGCCAGAUGCACCGAUGCUCGUCAUGGGUGUGAACGAAAACAGCUAUGACCCUGGCUCCAUGAACAUUGUCAGUAACGCAUCCUGCACCACCAACUGCCUGGCUCCCCUCGCCAAGGUCAUCCAUGAGCGAUUUGGGAUUGUAGAAGGGCUAAUGACCACAGUCCAUUCCUACACGGCCACCCAGAAGACAGUGGAUGGACCAUCAAAGAAAGCCUGGCGAGAUGGCCGGGGUGCCCAUCAGAACAUCAUCCCAGCCUCCACUGGGGCUGCCAAAGCCGUGGGCAAAGUCAUCCCAGAGCUCAAAGGGAAGCUGACAGGAAUGGCUUUCCGGGUACCAACCCCAGAUGUGUCUGUUGUGGACCUGACCUGCCGCCUCGCCCAGCCUACCCCCUACUCGGCCAUCAAGGAGGCUGUAAAAGCAGCAGCCAGGGGGCCCAUGGCUGGCAUCCUUGCCUACACCGAGGAUGAGGUCGUCUCUACAGACUUCGUCAGUGAUACCCACUCGUCCAUCUUCGAUGCUAAGGCUGGCAUUGCGCUCAACGACAACUUCGUAAAGCUCAUCUCCUGGUACGACAACGAAUAUGGCUACAGUCACCGGGUGGUCGAUCUCCUCCGAUACAUGUUCAGCCAAGACAAGUGAAGCGCAAAGGCCCCUCCUUUCCUCCCGGGUACUGCGCGGCCAGAACAUGAACCUCCCGUUCCCGCACUUGGCUCCCCGAGGGAAGAAGGGCGCCGGCGCGGGACCCCUUCUGAAAUAAAAACCGUGUGCUCAGA